ACUAGGCCAUCAAUGGGUUCACGUCCAAGCGUUUUUCAUAACCUAGUGCUUUGUUCAGCUCUUCGGUUGGGAUCUCCAGUCAGACUUGUUGCUCACCACACACCAGAAACGGCGUCAGGUAUUCCUUUCGGGCCUCGGCAGGUGAACGUAAUGAAGCCCUCGAAGCACACAAUAAGAACUAUCGACGAAUCUGCGAAGGCUAGCUGUCUCCAUUGGUCCAAUGCAUUAAGGAAAUGAUGUAGCGCGCUCGCUGAACAGCAUGACCGUAUUCUUGGCGCAGAGAUUCCCAGGCAAAUUCAGGAUUGUUAUGAUGUAGUAGUCAAUUUCUUCCACGAAAUGCAUCAACAUUUUCACAUUUCCUGUCCACAAGCUCAACAGCGCCCUGGGUGUCUCAAAAGUAUGACGAGAACCCGUUCGGCUCCUCCACCUGCACACCCACCACCUUACCACCUUCAAAACUUACCUACGACGCUUAUCCACCCUGCCACCCCAUCAUGCAAUGCUACCUGUCGUCAACGUUCCUUUAACCCAGGGUCGACAGGGCGUAAUGCUGCAGCGGGUGCUCCUGGGAGUGACGACUCCUUGAUCUGUGAUGAAGACUAUCAUGGACCUCCUUCACCGGGCGCCAAUUUACACCAGCAACAGCAACAGCGACAAGCAGCAGUGCAGUUAGACAACGGGGAACAUGGACGUGGCUGGUCGUGCUGCUGAAAGCAUUAAUGAAAGUCUGCGGGUAUUUUAGUUUUAUCGUCCAUCUUGUUAUGAUAUCUACAUUGAAUUGAAGCCAUAUUUUACGAUAGGCGAUCAGUACAUCCCGCACCAUGCAGUCGGUAAGGAUCACACCGGACAAAGAUUUAAGCUGGUGACAUAUGUUGUGCUGGCCCGAUGAUGUCCUCGUCGAUGCAUUGUUCCUUUCACGCAGAGCCUAUUGAUGCGCUCGAUUGCCACUAUCACUGUCUUUAUUGUCUUACGUAGUACCGAUCUGCUGCAACGGGUGCUCCCCACGGUUCUGCCCAUGACCACGACUUCCUUUCUUCCUACUGUCUCAGUUUGACAACAACAUUGUUUACGGUGAUCUCUUAUCUAUAUACUUACGGCUAAUCAUGGACCUCUCCAUUGAACUUUAUGUAAUUAGCUUGCACGGAUUUGGAG
Suillus discolor is the source of this 1152-nucleotide messenger RNA. RefSeq lists its product as uncharacterized. The record is from RefSeq and is a predicted model, not a curated record. NCBI's taxonomy places the organism in Eukaryota, Fungi, Basidiomycota, Agaricomycetes, Boletales, Suillaceae. The coding region runs from base 337 to 711 and encodes 124 amino acids. The transcript is spliced from 6 exons.